Messenger RNA from Cicer arietinum (chickpea), 690 nucleotides. Its product is annotated as protein transport protein Sec61 subunit beta-like. Gene Ontology annotation, biological process: intracellular protein transport. Lineage: Eukaryota; Viridiplantae; Streptophyta; Magnoliopsida; Fabales; Fabaceae. Gene Ontology annotation, cellular component: Sec61 translocon complex. The record is from RefSeq and is a predicted model, not a curated record.
UUCGGGUGUACUAACAAAUCGAAUUCCUAGUCAUAUUUUAUUUCGCCUAUAAAUAAGUUACGAGGAAUUACGCAGUCAAACGCAGUCGUUUAAAACUUCAAACUCGGAAGUUCACAGUCUCAGAUUACCGUACCCGACGAAAAUCAUUCACCGGAAUUCCUCAUUCAGAAAAUGGCUUUAGGUGGAGGAGGUCCCCAAAGAGGAAGUGCAGCAGCUACCGCAAGCAUGAGGAGAAGGAAAACAGCAGGUGGUGGGGCAUCUGGCGGAGCAGCUGGAACUAUGCUUCAAUUUUACACUGAUGAUGCCCCUGGACUCAAAAUCUCCCCUAAUGUGGUUCUUGUAAUGAGCAUUGGCUUUAUUGCUUUUGUUGCUGUCCUUCAUGUGAUGGGAAAGCUUUAUUUUGUUCGCAGGGAGGCUUAAGGGAUAUAAGUCAAGAAGUUGGGUUUAUAACACUUACUCUGUUAAUGAACUUAGAUUUCUGUUGCUAGACCCACAUAACCCCUUGUGAUGUUAUAUUUCUUUUUGUUCUUUUGGUACAAUCUGUUAUUAUUUUUAUGUUUAACAAGUGAUAGAUGUUAGCUUUUUUAUAUAUUGUUCCUAGAAGUAUUAUAAGAUAACACAUAACUGUUACUUCUCUUUGUUUCUGCGCUUGUUGAAACAUGUUUUAAUUUCUUAGUCAGUUCCUAAUAA